AUGGGGAUGUCUGUUACCAUGAUUAACGCCAUACCGUUACUCAGGUCCAUGCAUGCCAACUGCGUGUGCCCUGUGUGCUUCGAAGUUUUCAAGAAACCGGUGUGCUUUCCCUGUGGCCACAUCCUAUGCCGCGCCUGCGCUACUCGCUGCAUCGCAGCACGUCCUCGGUGUCCGCUGUGCAAUCAAGCGGUGCCUAACAUGCGCCACUGUGCCCCUCUGCCUCAGCUGUCUCUCCUUUGCGUUCUGACGCGUGAGGUGGGGCUACGCGCCAGCGGGCUUCAGCUGCGAUCAUCCGUGCAGAACGCGGCAACGCCGUUGUCUCACAGGAAUCACGACUCAUCUAUGAAGCGGCAUCGAGGCGCCACCGCAGACGACGCGGUGGAAGAAACGCAAGGGGAACAUCAGGCACCGCGGCCGCGACGGUCGUCACUGUCACCUCCGCCGGAACAGCGCCCCUUCUUGUCAUUGCGUGAGCCUCGGGCAUCACAUCGUGUCGCGAACGCAGUCGCUGCCACCGAGGGUAGCACCGCCAACCAUGCUCAGCACACGAGUCUGCCAGAGCUUCUGCGUGCCGCAGCCGGCGAGACGCAGCGACUGCAAAGUGAGUCGCCUCCCCCACCACUGUUGAUGGUGGGGGAGGGUGAUGAUGUGCUCUUGGGCGAAGCGCCGCACCGCUCGAUCAUUGCUCAGGUCACCACAUCUUUGCCGUCUGCCAUCGCGCAUCGUGUCGGGGAUAGCGGCGCACUUGGACGAGGUCAGGAUCAACCGCCAACACCCACACCACCUCCGGCACUGUCGCCCUCGCCAGCGCCCUUCUCCACUCCCCUUCAGCUAAUGUGCAACCACAUCACGGAUCACGCUGAUCAGCUCGAUUCGACGCCGCUGCUGAGUCCGCUACCCUUCACCGCAUUUGCGGUGGUAGAGGCGGCGAGCGUUACCGCUGCGGCAAGUGUCACACAUCGCAGUGCUCAGGCAUCUUCAAGAGUACUCGCCACGGAACAUGCAUCGAAUGCCAAGAAAGCAUCCUCGUGGAGCCUGUGGAGACGCGGCCGGGGAGUGAUACACUGCACGCUUACUCCCCCUGCAGCGCGGCUUCUGGCACGACAAUCGGUAGUAGCUGAUGGGGCAGGUCGAGGAAAGACGGAGGCGGCGUCGAAAACGGCCUCAUCGUCGUCUGCCGCCUCCGCUGACACGGCCGCGUCACUCUGGCACCGCUUUGGCUGCUGCGCCCUCUGCGGCCUUGACGUGGUGCAACGCGCGGCGGUGCGACAGCGUCUGCAACACCUCCUGCGAUCCCCGACGGCGCACUGCGAUCCAGCGGAGUUGGCUAUGCAGACCGAGGAGAGCCUCUCGCUGCUGCUGGGGCCGUUGUGGGGUGUGUGCUGCGAGGUGCAGGAGCAUAGCACCAACAUUGCUCAAUCACAGGUGUCGACGUGCGAAGGCGAGUACACGACAACCGAACUCGAUGCGGUGCAGGGGAGCUACUGUUGUCCUUGUCGUGGCGAGGUGACAGCGCACCACGUUACAGGCGUGGCUCACCACAAUUGUCUGGCGUGGGCUGGACUUCUAGACUUCUUCACCAACACUUCUCUCGAGGACCUUCCCGCCGCCGCUGCUGCUGGGGUGUACUUCGUCCCCAGCAUGACCGCAUCGCUGCACAUGACGGUGCCGCUGCAGGAUCCAUUAGGGGUUCUCGCGGCGCGCACAUCAGGCCGCGUGGCUCGCUGGCAGCUGCUGGCGGCGACUUUGUGUCACAUGCAUCAACGGGACGCGGAUGAAGAGAGUGAGCUGGGGAAACGCGUUCAGACCUCUGGUGAAAGCGGUGCAGAGGGACCGCUGAUGACACCGCGUUGUGCGCUGUGCGAAGACGGUGCACCGCUGCUAGCCUCCAACUCCCCUUCUUUUCCUUUUGGGGCGGGUCUGCGCGUGUGCGAGGGCACGGAGCGUGGCGAAAGCAGCUGCGGUCAGCAGUACCACUACCCCUGCGCCCUGCUCGCCGGUGCCUCAGCCUGUAUCAUAUUCGGCUUGGAAGAUGAGUGCAAUGUGCUGGACGCCAGCGCGAGCACACCCGUUCGCGAUCGCAGCGCUGGAGGGAAGCGCCGUGGCGUCGAACGUCCAGUGGAGGUUUGGUGCGGGGUCUGCCACGAGCGGCACGAGGUCUGCCGUCGGCGUGUGUGA
Molecule: messenger RNA, 2178 nt
Organism: Leishmania major strain Friedlin
Lineage: Eukaryota; Euglenozoa; Kinetoplastea; Trypanosomatida; Trypanosomatidae
Exons: 1
Coding region: 1-2178 (725 amino acids)
Biological process (GO): DNA damage tolerance; protein monoubiquitination
Molecular function (GO): single-stranded DNA binding; ubiquitin protein ligase activity
Source: RefSeq, a predicted model, not a curated record